GAAUUCUUGAUCGGAGUGCUACUCUUUGCUUUAACGACUUUCAUCGCCCUUGUUGGGUUGCUGCUGAUAAGGACUGACAUGCGUCGCUCAUCUACUGUAAGCACAACAGAGGAUCACGUGCUCAAAGGGCACACCAUCCACAAACAACAGACUUAUGACUUCCUGUCAUUCGCACAGCUAUGUUUGGCAUACCAAAGCUGCACGUCGUUAAAUUACCAAAGCAUCGAAAAUGGAGUUUGCGAGUUGAACAGAGAAGUUUCACCUGCAAGCAUUGCAGUGGCACUCACCUCUAAAAGGGGGUAUACUUUUGGACACUUUGUUGACAUAAGU
Messenger RNA from Porites evermanni, 330 nucleotides. Lineage: Eukaryota; Metazoa; Cnidaria; Anthozoa; Scleractinia; Poritidae. The record is from the annotation of a GenBank genome assembly.